UGACGCAUGCGCAGAAGCGCGGGACGGGCAGAUCGUUUCAAGUCAAGAUGGCGACAUCGGAGCCGAAAACAGCUGAGAAAACAGCUGAGAAAACAGCUGAAACUGAAGAUCAACCGACAACUGACACUCAGGUUGUUGCAAAUCCUGAAUCGGAUAUCAAACAUCCUCUGCAGAACAGAUGGGCCCUGUGGUAUUUCAAAAAUGACAAGAGCAAAAGCUGGACGGAGAACCUGCGUCUUAUUUCCAAGUUUGACACAGUGGAAGACUUUUGGGCAUUAUACAACCACAUACAGCAACCAAGCAAACUUGGCUUUGGCUGCGACUAUUGCUUAUUUAAGGAUGGGAUCAAGCCCAUGUGGGAGGAUGACAGGAACAAGCUUGGUGGUCGAUGGUUAAUGACACUCAACAAACAACAGAGGCACAACGACCUUGAUCGUUACUGGAUGGAGACGCUCUUGUGUUUAGUUGGCGAGUCAUUUGAUGAGGCGAGCGAAGACGUAUGUGGAGCUGUGGUCAACGUCAGACCUAAAGGUGACAAAAUAGCCAUCUGGACGAGCAAUUGCCAAAACAGGGAUGCCAUCAUGACGAUAGGGCAACUUCACAAAGAGCGUCUGAACCUCCCCCUGAAAGCCAUGAUCGGCUACCAGUCACAUGACGACACAUCCAGUAAGAGCGGAUCCACCACCAAGAACAUGUAUUCCGUUUGAGAAACUUCCCCCUCAUUUCAACUCUCUGUAGAUUUAAACAAUUACCAUUCUGCAUCAUCACAUUAACUUUUGAGUUGUCGACUACUGUAGUGUCCUUUCCUUUUAUUGCUAAGAGAAUUGUCUAUAGUGCAUACAGUUGGAGCUCCCCCAAACAAAAGAAGUCGGGGGAGCGACAGAUUUAAAAAUGGAGGAGGCUGAAACAUGGAGGAGUACCUGGUUGGCGAACAUGAGCGAAAGAAUAUACUUGAUUUUCUUUUAGAGUUGAGGAGUUCUGUGAUUGUUAUCAGUAACUUCCCAUAGCUUAACUGAGAGCAGAUUUGUCUCCGUACUGAAUGGCUUAGAGUAGGAAAAAAAAAUCCUAAAGUAUAAGGCCUUGUGUUUUUCUUAUGCUGAGUUCUCCUUAAAAAAAAAAAAAAGUUUCUAUCUUCACAGGAUACGAUCGUAGGUAAUUUAUCCUUACACAGAACAUGUUUUAAGGGCAAUUUUAACUUGAUUUGUCCAGAAGUGUUAAGCAUGAGGCGGGCUUUCUGAUGCGCCAGCUUGAAGAUUUUGCAGUAUCUUAAAGGUUUUGUAAAAGGUGUGGUCCAGCUUAUUGUUUCAGCCAUGCUGGAAUUAUGAGAAUACUGCUUGUAGUACUUUUUGAACUUUUCCCCACUCUUCACUUACAUUUAUUUAUAAUGUAUGCAUUGCAGUUACUUAUUUGAAAAACAACCAUGAAACAUUUUGCCUUUUCUUUUUUGUGUUAGUUAACAAUGUGGACUACUGCAUAGAGAUGACUCUUUUUUUUUCUAUUUUUUUUCCUUUUUUUAUUUACAGUGUAUCAUACAGUAAAGAUUCUGACAGAAUUAGAUGUGCUUUUCACUGUUUUCUUUCUAACAGAAACUGUAGAUACGUUCGCACUCCUCUCGGUUGAUGCGAAAGAAAGAUGAUAUUCAUUGUGAAAUGAUUUUGCUCAUAAUGUAUCUUUAUUAUCUGUAAUUCCAGGAUGUAUAUUACCUUCUUUCAAGUAAAGGUUAAGUGCUUUGCAUUAAAACCAGAGCCAUGUUGUCA
This is a messenger RNA of Cololabis saira (Pacific saury), 1757 nucleotides long. RefSeq names its product eukaryotic translation initiation factor 4E family member 1c (gene eif4e1c). The coding region runs from base 48 to 707 and encodes 219 amino acids. Gene Ontology annotation, molecular function: translation initiation factor activity; RNA 7-methylguanosine cap binding. Lineage: Eukaryota; Metazoa; Chordata; Actinopteri; Beloniformes; Belonidae. Gene Ontology annotation, biological process: translational initiation. Gene Ontology annotation, cellular component: eukaryotic translation initiation factor 4F complex; cytoplasm. The transcript is spliced from 7 exons. The record is from RefSeq and is a predicted model, not a curated record.